Messenger RNA from Pleuronectes platessa (European plaice), 1447 nucleotides. RefSeq names its product small ubiquitin like modifier 1 (gene sumo1). Gene Ontology annotation, molecular function: protein tag activity; ubiquitin-like protein ligase binding. The transcript has 5 exons. Gene Ontology annotation, biological process: protein sumoylation. NCBI's taxonomy places the organism in Eukaryota, Metazoa, Chordata, Actinopteri, Pleuronectiformes, Pleuronectidae. Bases 126 to 431 code for a protein of 101 amino acids. Gene Ontology annotation, cellular component: nucleus; PML body. The record is from RefSeq and is a predicted model, not a curated record.
CUCCAUCUUCCGGCGUCAGCUUCGGUCGAUGUCGCCUUCUCACAACAUCGGGCUAGAGCUGCGGCUGGGAGCUAACGUGAACGCAGUUGUAACAACACACAAAGGCGAAUACACACAAGCGAAACAUGUCAGACUCGGAGACAAAACCAUCCAGCCAAGACGGCGGGGACAAGAAGGACGGAGAGUACAUAAAGUUAAAAGUGAUCGGUCAGGACAGCAGUGAAAUCCACUUUAAGGUGAAAAUGACGACACAUUUAAAAAAGCUGAAGGAGUCUUACAGCCAGAGACAGGGCGUCCCAGCAAGCACGCUACGGUUUCUGUUUGAAGGACAGAGAAUCGCAGAUAACCAAACUCCGAAAGAGCUGGGGAUGGAGGACGAGGACGUCAUCGAGGUUUAUCAAGAACAGACCGGUGGACUUUGGAACAAUUAAACCCCCCUGCAUUUCUAAAUCUUUCUUUUUUUUCUUUUCUUUUUUCUGAUUUUGUAUUUUAUUUUGUAUGUAUGUUCGAUUUUUCGUUCAGUUUCAAACCAUCUGGAUCAAAAACCGACUAUCAGGGCUUCCAUGCGUGAAAGGGAGGUGAAUAAUCUGAGGUAAGCGGAUGAGGAAAAGGACAACGGGUCUCUUAUUCUGAAGUGUAGGGAUGCUCGUGCUGUUGGCCCGAGCAAUAGCGUUCAGUAGCAUAGUAUCUUGUUUGUGGUGUGUUUUUGUUUCCUUUAUCAUGUCUUGUUGACGGUGUCGGCAGAAGCAAAUAAUCCUAUCAAGGACCAGACUGCGUCUAAAGGAACAGUUCAGCCAAAAGUGAUAAUCAUGUAGUUGUAAGACGAGUAGUGUUGUUGUCAUAUGAUACUACACAGCAAGUGCACUUGUACAGCUGGGCUUUAACUUCAAGGAAAAUAAAGUGGCCGUGAUCACGUUUGCUCAGAGUUACAAAACUAGAAGACUAAAGAUCAAGUUUAAGUUAUUUUGAGGAUGAACCAAUGAUAUGGUGUUGGUUUGUUUGAGUCUUUAGGUCCCAAACAAGAGUCUCUCUGUGACUGUAAUUUGACGCACCCAGUUAGAUAUUUGAAAUGGGAGUUCUUUGUACAAAAGGCAGUCCAUUCCACACGUUUACAUUCAGGGCAUUUAGCAGAUUGAGGGUUAUUCAUAAACAGCUGGACUCCUCAUCCUCAAAUCCACACCGAUUGUUACUGUUGGAGAAAUUGUAAAAUUCUGAUUAUAAUCGAGCUGACAUGAUAAUAUUUGACCUUUGACCCCUUUUCUUUUUAAAACGACAAUUGUGCUUGACUUGUAUAUGUUGUGUUCAGUAUUAGUGUGUUUGAAUGACAUGUCACAUGAAUCUCCAGUGUCGUUUUUUUAUUUAUAUUGGAGGGUUCCAUUCUGUGAUGAUAUAUAGAAAUAUAUAUAUAUAUAUAUAUAUAUAUAUAAAUAAACCUGUUCUGGAUUUA